UGGGUUUGGAUCUAUGCUUUUACGGUUUCCAGCACGACAUGCUCGCUUUAGCAUGGUAGCAUAGGUGCAAACCCACCCUACCACAUCCUUCUGAUGGGUAGGGAGGCGUGGUCUUGGGGGUAGCGCAGGUCGCUGUGAUCCCCAAGGCAAGUUUGGUGGACUAACCUUCCCGAGGUUGCCAACCCUGUUUUUGGUCUAAUACCCUAUGUAUUAGACGUAACUAAAACCACCAAGCGAACUUUUGCAGGGAUGUAGAGGUCAUGUCCUUGCGAGUUCAUCGUCCAAAAUAAAAGGACGGUGGACAGUAAAUGACCUCCCGCGUGUUUGUGCCGUGCGCGGGGACCCGUACGGGGGGAUGAAGGAGUCCUGGAGGUUGAGUGGAGUAGUGCGCCGGUACAGUUGUGCGCUGCACACAACACACCUCUUUGGUCUGGAUUUCCCCUCACACGGGAGGCCGUGGAUUAGCUGACCACGGUCAACCGGCUGUGGUAUCCCGUAAGAGGGCUACCAAGCGAGAGUCGGGGUGUGGGUGGGGGGGGCGUCGGCGUGGCACGGGACUCGGGGUGAGUUUGCGUCAUCGUCUCGGGAUGCGAACAGCUCCGUACUCUCUUGCGGCGUGCGGGCGCGCCUGCCCCUCUACACGCUGACUCUAUACCGAAGGAGUAGCUCUGACGUCGCUUGCUGAGCAAGGGACGUCCCCGACUUGAGGGCUCCGUGGCGGGUGGAGAGCUCCGACGGUGAAUCUUUUUCAUACCACCACAUGGAUAGAGAGACAAAACACACAAACCAACAAAAGGCUGCAUCCACAGAUGCGCCUAAAACUAACAUAAACAGGGUUGCGUCGCAGGACGUGUUGAGGUGCAAGUCACCAGUGACACGAUACUCUGAUGCCCCUAUCUCGCAAACGGAUGCACCCAAUAGGGCAGCGUCCGAGGCACCAAAGGAGAGGGCAGCGGCUGAGGAAGCGCCAAACCGGGAUGCACCCUUAACCGUGCCCACUCCAAUGGUAUCUCAUACACCACCACACAAGGAUGCGUCCACUGUUGCGGCCAGGCUGACUGCGUCGGUCGAGCAGAAGAUAGCAACUCCGAAGGAUGAUACAGCAAUGUCUGCGUCCAUAGGGGGGGCAUCCGAAGCAAGAUCGAUGCGGAAGACCGAGGCUGCGACGAUGAGCACGUCCAGUGCACAAACCUCGACCAUGGACAUGUCGGCCCUGAAAUCAGCGAUUCAGGAAUCGACUCCCAGGAUGGUCCUAAGCUCCUCAAAAAGGCGACGGCUCAGGAAGGCCAAAAGAGCGACGGAACAGCAACAGCUGAUUACCGGCUCUCAGAGGAUACCUGAGAACCCUGGAACUGCCCCCGCGGUUACCACAACUGCAGGACGCGGGAAAAGGGCACCGAAGCCGACUGGGUCCUCUGCCGCGCUCAAGCCCAUUGGCUCUAGGUGCGGUAAAGGACCUAGAGGGGGGUACCAAACCAAAAACCCAAACCAAACCAAACAACAAACAAAGGGCCAGAAACGCGAUCGGCCAGAGGAAACCGUGACACCGACUGGGGAGAGUAAAAGGGUUAAACCUAACAAACUCCGGCUGGAGUCAGGGACCUCGGCCAGUUACGCGGAAGCGGCAGCAUCCUACAAAGCCAACGAGCUUUGUGUUGCCGUGAUGACUGAGCCCUUUAUAGACAUGACACAAGAACAGGCAGAUAACAUCCGCCUACAAAUCGAGGGUAAAAUCCAAGAUGAGCUCAUGGCGGAUCUUGAAGCUACCCUAGCAACUGAACCCAACGACAUCAGAUUCCGGGGAAGAGCCCACUUCUCAGAUGGUGUCCUCAAAACUUGGUGCGAGGAUACCUACACGCUGGGAUGGCUUACCGGAGCAUGUGAUGUCAUCAAUAAUCCGAUACCGGACACCAAACUGGUGGUACGGCCUCAGUCAGACAUUCCGAAGAAGGUGCCGUGCUUACUGCAUGUUCCAGGGUUCACUGGUAGCACGGAAACUUUACGGAAACUGAUCACCAGGCAAAACCGCCACCUAAACAUCAGAUCUUGGACCCUGACUCACGAACGUAGAACACAGGACCCGACAGGCGUAUCUUUGUUCCUUCGUGUUCCGGAAUAUGAGAUCUCAAAGAUCAAGGCUCACGAACGUCGCAUCUACUAUCUGAUGGGGAACAUCUAUAUCCGAAUUCUGGAAAAGGAUGAACCCUCAGUGGUAGCUGCCGCCACAGUAACUACUGCCAGUACAUCGGGGACGGGAUCCUCGGGGCCAAAGCCGCCCUCGUCAACGACGGAGAUAGCCGCGGUUGCCGAGGUAAACGUCCCCAUGGAGACAGCUCAACAACCACCCUCACCGGUGCAACUAACCUCGGAUGACGAGUUCUUUCAGGAGACAGGGGGGAGUGAAUUCAGCGACAGCUGUUUGCGCUCCUCCCCCUAACCGGACUGACCUUAUCCAGACCAACCUCCAGCACAGCCAAACAGCGUCGGCUUCACUACGCAGACUGCUGGAGACCAACCCGAAGACCAUUGCCGCGAUCCAGGAGCCGUGGAUCAGGAAUGGCAAGGUAUGCGGCCUGGGUAACACCGGUGGUAAACUUUUGCUGGAUACCUCAGGACCUUACAACCAUUAGGUUACCUAGGGACGCACAUCCAGACAUCGUCCUGGCGUCCGCCUACCUACCGGGUGACGAGGACGUGCCCACUCCAGAACUCGGCCUUCUGGCUGACUACUGUGAGAGGGAGAAACUGGAGCUUAUAAUCGCAGCAGACUCCAACGCGCACCACACGCUAUGGGGUAAUGCAAAUACCAACGCUCGAGGUGAGAAUAUGCUUAACUUCAUUCUUAGCAAUAAUCUUAUCUUAGCAAACAGCGGCUCUGAACCAACCUUUAUCAACGCACGCUCGCAAACCAUAAUCGAUCUAACAAUGGUGACCUCUGGUCUGUCAGAUCACAUACAGGAUUGGCAUGUCUCCAGAGAGCUAUCAUGCUCAGAUCACAGGUGGAUCCGCUUUACAAUCAAAGGGGAGCUACCUAAACCACAACCACGACGCAUACCUCGGAGAACUGAUUCAGUAAAAUUUUACAAUAUAAUCGACUCAGAGGUAAGCAAACUAACAAUACCAACCACCAUUGAUGUACAAGACAUAGACAAACAUGUAAAUAACCUAACGUCCCUACUCCAGACCAGCUUUGAACGGUCGUGUCCCCUUACCAUGCCUAGGUGGGGGAGUAGACAUAACUGGUGGUGCCCCGAACUGGAGAGACACCGAAAGAAGGUCAGGAAGCUGUUCAAUAGAGCAGGAAAUACCCGUUUACCUGCCGACUGGGACAAGUACACAAUCGCGAGAAGACGAUUCAAAAAACUUUUACGCUCUAGGAAGCAAGAGUGCUGGAGACACUUCUGCACCAGCAUUGAAAGCAACAACCAGGCAACCAGAGUGAAAUCAUGCCUCUCUAGUGAGCCUUAUCACUCAAUUGGUUGUCUUAAAAAACCUGAUAAAUCAUUUACAAAAACCGAUGCAGAAACAUGUGAACUACUGAUGGAAACACACUUUCCAGGCUGCAUAAUUGCCAACGACCAAGCAUGGCAACCCUACUCAGAAAGUGCCACCACCGACUCAGACUGGAAUGUAGCUCACAAAAUAAUCACAAAUGAAAAAGUAACAUGGGCAAUCAACUCCUUCCUACCAUUCAAAGCGGCUGGCCUGGAUGGCAUCUUCCCAGGCCUACUAAGAUGGAGUAGAAACCUUUUGGUGGACUAUCUUGUCUCAAUCUUCCGAGCAUGUAUAGCCCACCGCUACAUACCCUUGAAAUGGAGGGAAGUGAAAAUAAUAUUCAUCCCAAAACCAGGCAGAGAGGACUAUACCCAGGCAAAAUCCUUCAGACCCAUAAGCCUCACAUCUUUCCUGUUAAAAACAAUGGAGAGGCUUGGAGAUCUGGAAAUACGUAGCCAGGUAUCGCUAUCCAAAUUCCUGCACCCAAAUCAGCAUGCCUACAGCCCAGGCAAGUCAACGGAUUCAUCACUCCACAACGUUGUGUCUCGCAUUGGCGACUCCCUGAAGUUAAAACAGUCAACCCUUGGUGCAUUUAUUGACAUCGAAGGCGCUUUUGACAAAACAAACUUCACGAGCAUUACCAGAGCACUCGUUACAUGUGGAGUAUCAUCAACCCUGAUAGAGUGGAUAAACAACAUGCUAAAACAACGAGCUAUACAGUUCACUGUUAAUUCCACGACACGGGGCAUUGUCAGCAGAGGCUGCCCGCAAGGUGGUGUCUUAUCGCCGCUACUGUGGAACCUUGUAGUUAACGAGCUCAUCACAGAACUCAACGCUGGCAACCUCUACACAGUGGGUUAUGCGGACGACAUAGCUAUCUUGAUAUCGGGAAGCUUUGAAAGUACCCUAUGCGAUCUCAUGGGAAGGGCUUUCAAAGUAAUUGAGAGAUGGUGCAUCAAGCACGAGCUAUCUGUCAACCCAUCAAAAACAGAGCUAAUACUCUUUACAAACCGGAGGGUUCUGGGACCACACAGGCUUCCAAAACUCUUCAACACACAACUCAAACUCAAAAAUGAAAUAAAGUACCUGGGUGUGAUUCUGGACAGUAAACUGCUCUGGAACAAACACCUAGAACACAAACUGAGCAAAGCAACGAUCGCCUUCUAUCAAUGCAAA
This is a messenger RNA of Pieris brassicae (large cabbage white), 4671 nucleotides long. RefSeq lists its product as uncharacterized. NCBI's taxonomy places the organism in Eukaryota, Metazoa, Arthropoda, Insecta, Lepidoptera, Pieridae. The transcript has 2 exons. Bases 761 to 2437 code for a protein of 558 amino acids. The record is from RefSeq and is a predicted model, not a curated record.